CAAACAUCCGCCCUGCAGCAGCGCAUCAACGAGAAACGUGCCGAGCUCGAGAACCUCAAACAACUCCGCGAACUCAGUGCUGGUCUUGCUGGCCAAAUGGAGCAGCUUGAGGAGAAGCUGUCUACGCUUUCAGAUGGAACUCAGGCCAUCGCAACCGUUCUCUCCAACUGGCAUACCGUGCUCAGAGCGAUCCACAUGGCUUCUGCCCACAUUGCAAAGCCCCAGCAAGACACCGAACACGAACCCGACGCAGACCUUCCUCUGCCCCAGACCCUUGUCAGAAUACCCAUGCAGCAUGUCGAUCAAUCCGAACCUACUCAGUCCGAG
Molecule: messenger RNA, 327 nt
Organism: Aureobasidium melanogenum CBS 110374
Lineage: Eukaryota; Fungi; Ascomycota; Dothideomycetes; Dothideales; Saccotheciaceae
Product: DASH complex, subunit Dad2
Exons: 3
Biological process (GO): mitotic cell cycle; attachment of spindle microtubules to kinetochore
Cellular component (GO): DASH complex; mitotic spindle; mitotic spindle pole body
Source: RefSeq, a predicted model, not a curated record